AGCAGUUGAGGAUUCGUCCACAAGCGAGGGACAUGGAUUGCCCACUGUCCGCUCCAUGGAGGAGGCUUAUCAUGGACCAAGCAUUUUAACAGAGAUGCAGAGGAGCAAGUCCUUUGAGCACGGAAACAGGAAGCCUCAACAGAACAAAGGGACAAUGUUCGAGUGUGAAACUUGCCGUAACCGGUACAGGAAAAGGGAGAACUUUGAGAAUCACAAGAAGUUUUACUGCUCCGAGUUGCACGGUCCAAAAAACAAGCCCAUUCCUGUCAGAGAGCCAGAGUCGGAUGUGUUUGUGCAGAGUGUUCCGCCCCUGAUGACAAGAACAGUCUGUCACUCAGGGAAUAUUGAGCAAUCGUCAAUGAUCAGAAAACGGAGAAAAAUGAAAAGUUUUGGGGAUGACGACGAUCAGUCUCCAACUGACAAAAAUCCACCUUGUUCUAGAAGUUUCGAUUCCUGUCAGAUGUCCUCUAGAGUAGUAAGUAGUAGUCAGUUUCCCCAGAGAGCCGUGCUCGUCAACCUGCAACCUGCCAACAACACAGGGCCGGUUCCUCCAAUUCAACUCAUGGCAAGAGUGGCAGAGACACCAGAGUCCAGGCUGUCUCCAGCAAGAGACAACAAUAUUAGCACCUCCACCAAAGACAGAGGUGAGAUGCAGCGACAAGGCAGUGGCACAUCUGUCAUACGGCACACCAACUCUCUGAGCAGGCCAAAUUCAUUUGAAACAUACGAGAGUAUCGAUCUGUCCUCUCCGGUUGAUUCUUCGACAAAGGACAUGCAAGGGGCAGUCAUCUCAAGCACUGAAUCCUCGGCUAACACUGCAUUGCAGAAUUACCACAAAGAAAUGUCGAUACCCAAGGUUUCGAGUCAAGAAAAAUAUAUCGCUGACACCCCUAAGGAACAUGCACCAGCGGUAGACAGUGAGAGUUCUGCCCCAACUCAACAGUCAAGGCUGGUCCGUCAAAACAACAUCCAAGUUCCUGAAAUUUUGGUCACGGAGGAACCAGAUCGGGAACAUGAGAGUCAGGUAUCAGACAAGGUAUCGGUGGAGAAACCUGCAGACACUUUUAACUGGCCUCAGCGGAGCGAGAGUCUGUCCAAGUUGCCGACGGAGAAGUUGCCGCCCAAGAAGAAAAGGAUCCGGCUGGCUCAGAUGGAGCACUCUUCGGGUGAAUCCAGCUUCGAGUCCUCGCUCUCCAGAAGCCUUAGCAGAGACAGCAGUCUCUCGCGAUGUUCGAGCAUCUCGGCCUCGUUUGAAAGGGACGAGCCACCCAGAGCUGAUAGUCCUUCCAGGGAAAGUGUCACCAAACCUCCAGACGUUCAAGGACCACCUGUAGCGUGCAACACACUCAGCGUCCCAGUCAUGAUGAGACGAGCUGCCUCGGAACAGAUAAGCUGCACCCAACCGUCCAUUGCGAUUUCCUGUGACUACCGCAGCAAGUCCUUUGACUGCAGCAGUCCCAACCGGUCCCCCUCUCCCUUGGACACCGCUAUGCCCAAGAGUGCCCAGCCUGCAACAACUGCACAGGUACCCCUUAUUGAAAGAAGAAGAGGACCUCUUGUUCGUCAAAUGUCCCUGAAAAUUGGACCAGAGAGUCAGCAAUUUGUUGGAAAGCAGCAUACUGUUUCUCUUCAGAGGGCUCCUCCUUCAAAUAUCGUUUCUGUUCCUCAACACAGGCCUCCAAUGAUCAACAGGGCCAGUUUAACUCAGCCUUUUGUUUUACAUUCUGGAGAACCACCUCCGCCACAGAAGAACGAACACGUGGUCCAAAGCAUUAACUUGGGCACUCAAACUCAGCAUCCACAAGUUCAUGGACUUCCCCAUCCAUGGCAUCAAACCUCAAGAGUUGUUGCAAUCCAAAAGGUGCUACCUGCAGCCCAAAUCAUUCCCUGUCAAACAGAUUUGGACAGCAAGCCUGCAGAAACACAGAAGAGUCUUGUCCCCAAGUAUCAGCUUCAGUAUCCGGUUUUGAAAAGUCAAACAUACUCUUUCUCUGGUCCACAGGGAACGCAGGUGGCCUUGCCUGUAAUAACGAUACGGAUCGGCAACGAGAUUGAAAGUGUUUCCAAGGCAGCUGAGGGAAUACAGAAUGUAUACGUUGCACAGAAGAAUCUUCAGGGAACGAGCAAUAAGGCAUCCAUUGUUUUACCUCUUGGCAUCCAAGGAGACGCACCUUCACAGAACCAAUCAGGAUCAGCGCCAGUGCCACAGAUCCUGAUAACUCACGAGCAGAUUUACCCUGCUUGCAGUAUGGCUUGCAAAACCAACAUCUCCACCAUGAAUAUUGCUGCCAUUCACAAUAAAGCGGGACUAGAUGCUCACACCGAGAAACCGCAAGUUCAAGUACAGCCAGGGGCAAACACACAGAGCCAUACCAGCGAUAAUCGUAACAACCCAUCUCUCGGCUCUUUGCACUGUACCCAGAAGAUGGCGUCCGUUAACCUCUGCCCGCAACAGGAGCCCACUGCCUCCAGCAAGCGCAUGCUUUCCCCUGCCAACAGCCUGGACAUUGCCAUGGAGAAACACCAGAAACGGGCAAAAGACGAGCAUGGAGCAGCGUGCCAGCCGACCGAUGGCAGGUCCCUCAGUUAUCUCAAUUCCAAGAUGGCGGAGGUGACUCGCCAACGGAAGCUAACGCUCGUCAGACAGGUCUGCACCACUGAACCUGUAGACAGUCCCAUUGAAACUGAAGCCCCGCAACACUUGGAGAAGCUGGACCCUGGCAAAGACUUCCAGGUGCCUGAUACCGGCAGCGCAACAACAACUGAGACGACUGCGCAGAUGCAGGACGACAAGCCGCCAUCUCCAACAGACCAUCCGAUGCAGAGCCCUGUUAGUCGCACCUCCCCAGGGGUCCAGAGUCCAGUCCCUGCCAACGCUACCCUGAAGCCACAGGACAAGCCGGAAGAGCUGCAGCGCUGGUCUUCACACAAGUCCCCCCUGAGGCCUUCCUCUUUCCAAGGACAGGUGAAACUGGCCUCGUCCGUGUCUGUCGUCAACACCCGGGACAGUCACCGCCUGUCUUUCCCCAGUCUGAAAACGGCCACGACGUUCACCUGGUGCUACCUCAUCAAGAGGAAGCCACUGCAUAUUCCUCAGACAGACCAAAGGAUCUCUGCAUACUCGACCUGGCCAGUCAGCAAGAACAACCCCAACCCGCUGGGCCUACCCACCAAAAUAGUCAUGUCUCUAUUCGAUUCAAAGCAGAAGGCUAAGAAAAUACACUACACCCAAGCGAUAACCACAAGUUUGAAGUCUGACAUAUUGACAUACUCCAGCAAGCUGAAGGACGUUAUGCCCAAGGUCAUGCUCGCACAGAAGUCCCUCUCCACGGAGGGCAAGAGUAAAGCACGACCCGAAUCUCGACCCCCCAACGAGGCUGACAGGGAGUCCCUAGCUAAAGCAGAGCCCAGACGGAUCAAAAUAUUUGAUGGAGGGUACAAAUCCAAUGAGGAGUAUGUGUAUGUGCGCGGCCGGGGCCGUGGGAAGUACAUCUGUGAAGAGUGUGGGAUUCGCUGCAAGAAGCCAAGCAUGCUUCGCAAACACAUCCGCACCCACUCAGACGUCCGCCCUUACCACUGCGCCCACUGCAACUUCUCUUUCAAGACUAAAGGCAAUCUGACGAAACACAUGAAGUCUAAAGCCCACAGUAAGAAGUGCUUGGAGAUGGGAGUAUCCGUGGGUUUGAUCGAAGACCAGGAUGCGGAGGAUUCAGGAGACCGAGGAAGAGGAAGCAGUGCCGACCGUCCCGACUCUGACGGUGACGACUCGGAUGGUCCGGAAGACGAGGACAACGACGGCGAGGAGGAGGACGAGGAGGACAGCCAGGCGGAGUCGGGUCUCUCCGCCACGCCCUCCGUCUCCGCCAGCCCCCAGCACUUCAGCACUGACGUGGCGCCCAGCUCGCUCCUGGCACAGAUGUCCAUCAGCUCGUGCCAACCGCCGCCCACGCCCUCCCUCCGACCCAACACCUGCCCACCCUCUGUCCCCCAGCAAGCAGAUGUCCAUCUCCACGCUGAUCCCCUGCUCGAGCCCCACCUCAGUCCCCCCCCCUUCGCCCGAUACCCCCUCGCCAUCGCCUCUGCCAUCGCCACCACCUGCGUCACCUACUCCUCCUCCUCCUCCGACCCCCACGGCUCCGACAGCGAGUCCGUUCACAUGAUGAGCCCCGUGUCACCCUGCAGACAGAUGUCCAUCGACUACCCCGACUUUGAUGUGCCCCCUAGUCCCCCGGCUCCAGGCAAGGGCUCCAAGCUCGGCCAGGAUGCCAGUGCCCGUCCUCCCCCCCUGCCCUCGAGCGAGUCCGGAGUACCUGUGGAUCGCGGAACCCAGACUUCCUCCUUCGCCCACCACGGCUCCCUUCACUACCCCUCGCCGGGUCCCCUGUCCCUCCUGGGGGAGCCCCUGGCGCACACCCACCUCUUCAGCCAUCUGCCCCUGCACUCCCAGCAGCCCUCGCGCUCCCCUUACAGCAUGGUGCCCGUAGGCGGCAUCCAGCUGGUGCCCGCAGGCCUGGCAGCCUACUCCACCUUUGUGCCCAUCCAGGCCGGCCCAGUCCAGCUCACCAUCCCGGCCUUGAGCGUCAUCCACCGCAACACCAGCCCGCUCCCUGCGCUGCUGGGGUGCGAUCCAGGCUCGGGCACUGCCACCAGCCCGGCGCGGCCCGGCAGUUCCCCCACCGCCCAGCACCCACUGGUGGUCCAGGAGAGUGUGGGCAACAUGCUGCCAUGCUUCCCGCUGAGCCAGAUGGCAGGCAUUAGGACCCUGGGGGGGCCUCGGACCACACUGCAGCAGGUCGGGCUGGAGGCCCUCGGCGUGAUGGGCCUGGCCAACUCGGGCCUCGCGCCGACCCAAUUGCUCCAGCAGCAGAACCUGGCGCUCAACGCCUCCCUGGGCGUGCAGGUCCUGGCCGCCAGCCCCGCGGUGCAGUCCAGCCAGGUGCCCCAGGCUCACAUCCCGGGCCUCCAGAUCCUCAACAUCGCCCUGCCAGCACUCAUACCCUCCCUCAGCCCCCUGUCCACCCUCAGCCCCCUCCCGUCUGCCCCUGACAGGCCUUGGCACCUGGAGGCGUCGGCAGGGCUGGGUCUGGGUCCGUCCCGGAGUCCGUCUGUUUGCGCCAUUGCUGACUCCACGCCGCCGGUCCUGACUCUAUCGGCCAGUCCUCCAGUGGCGGUGUCCACAGCCCCGAUGGCGCCCGUUGUCGUAGCGACCCACGCCCCAAAAGGCGCCUCGCCCUGCAGGCCUAGCCUGGGGUCGAGGUGCGCGGGGGGUGGCGGCGGCGCCCAGUCUGCCUGCACCUCCGAGAGGAAGGGCAGGUCUCCAACCAACCAGACCCUCUCCUCCCCUGACUCUUUUGAUGGUGCCUCGCAAAUAGCCCCAGCUGCCACCACCACCACAGGGGGCAGUAGUGAGGCUCGGCCUCCUCACAAGCACACUAGUCCCAGGCCACCAGCCCUGGCCGAUGACUGCAGCGAAGCCUCCAGUGAUGACGAGGACCGACUAGUCAUCGCCACCUGAAUGUCUGAAAUGAAAUGUUCUUCUCUUAUUCUUACUCUUUGUCUCUCUUUAAUCUCUCUCUCUCUCGCUCUCUCUCUCUCACUCUCUCUCUCUCUCU
Molecule: messenger RNA, 5612 nt
Organism: Clupea harengus (Atlantic herring)
Lineage: Eukaryota; Metazoa; Chordata; Actinopteri; Clupeiformes; Clupeidae
Gene: hivep1
Product: zinc finger protein 40-like
Biological process (GO): regulation of transcription by RNA polymerase II
Cellular component (GO): nucleus
Molecular function (GO): RNA polymerase II cis-regulatory region sequence-specific DNA binding; zinc ion binding; DNA-binding transcription factor activity, RNA polymerase II-specific
Source: RefSeq, a predicted model, not a curated record